Exophiala oligosperma is the source of this 982-nucleotide messenger RNA. RefSeq lists its product as hypothetical. The transcript is spliced from 2 exons. The record is from RefSeq and is a predicted model, not a curated record. Gene Ontology annotation, molecular function: beta-tubulin binding. Gene Ontology annotation, biological process: post-chaperonin tubulin folding pathway; tubulin complex assembly. Lineage: Eukaryota; Fungi; Ascomycota; Eurotiomycetes; Chaetothyriales; Herpotrichiellaceae. The coding region runs from base 243 to 560 and encodes 105 amino acids. Gene Ontology annotation, cellular component: microtubule cytoskeleton; cytosol.
AUGCAGCGUGUCCUGUGUCUUCUGCCUGUUUUCGACCGAGACAGAAGAGUAAACAGGUGACUAUCCCUACAGUAGUACCACGUCUUGUCAGGGUCCACAAUCGGGUACCAUUGACCAACCUACGUGUUACUGUCUUGUACACAAAGUAUCGAGACAGAGAGCGGAAUCAAUUCGAGAGUCAAAUUCACACACCGUCACAUCAACCUCUUCCACUCUUGUUCUGGCCUUUCCAAAAAAGAAAAAUGGCACCGUCCCAGAUACAAGUCGCCAUCUCUUCUCUCCAACGACUCCUCAACGAAGAAAACUCAUACUACAAAGAACAAGAGCAACAGGAAAGCCGAAUCGCGAAAUUGGAAAAGGACAAGACCGAUGCAGAUGGAAACCGUGAAUUUACCCUGAGGCAGGAGCGUCAAGCCUUGGAAGAAACCAAAAAGGUCAUCCCGACUCUACGUGAGCGUAUCACUAGCGCCAGGGAGAAGUUGGAAAAUAUGCUCGUAAGGAAAACAAUCUCUCCCGUAUCCAAUCGUUUAUUCUUUCCUUUGCCCCUCCCGACCUCUUGACGCGACCCGCGACAGGCACCACCGCAUGCUGAUAUGAUAAUUCAUGUUAUCAGGACACAGCGGGGAAUGACGAGGAACGUGAAACUGCGGUUCAGGUACUCAAGGCGGCCAAGGAACAGCAAAAGGAUGAUCCUGUCGCCGGUGUGUCGACAUAGGCGCCGUCUCGUGUCGGCCAUGGUGGACCCAAAAAAGAGAAGAAGGCCGUCGGUUUACACGGUGCGGACCAAGGUGCCUAAGGAUUGAGUAUUCCUCACUUGUACACUACGUCUCGACAAAACAUGAGAGCCACCAAAAGAACUCGAUGAGAAAAAUGAAAUAUGAAGCCUUUAUGUUGAGAUAUCAGAAACCAACCUUUUUAUCAUCAAGUAUAGUUUGAGACGAGACCAGCUCUUUCAAUCGUGGACCUUGAUUCAACCAAAAUA